AUGAGACCCGGUCCUCCAGGCCAGAACUCUCACUUCUACCCCCUGAGGGCCCCUGCGAGGUGCUUCCUUUCGGAAAUUCCCGACCGCGGGCCUCCCGAGGCCGGAAUCUCCACGCAGUUUGAGCUCCGUGUGGCACGUUGUGAGCUUCCUCCGCAGCUCGUCUCCGGCUUCGCCGCGCCCUGGGAGAGAGCUGGUGUGUGGGAGGCCUCCUGUGAGCCACCUAUUUUUUCCUGCCUCCUGAUACAUACUCCUACCCCCAUCAAGGAUUCGGGGAUGCCAGGGGGGAAGAAGGUGGUCGGGGGUGGCAGCAGCGGUGCUGCCCCCACUGCUGCUGCAGUCCCCUCUGGGGUCAGACGCCUGGAGACCAGUGAAGGUGCCUCAGCCCAGAGAGAUGAUGAGCCAGAGGAGGAAGGGGAAGAGGACCUGAGAGACGGAGGCGUCCCCUUCUUUGUCAACCGGGGUGGGCUGCCUGUGGACGAAGCCACCUGGGAAAGGAUGUGGAAGCACGUGGCCAAGAUCCACCCCGAUGGAGAGAAGGUGGCCCAGCGGAUCCGAGGGGCCACAGACCUGCCCAAGCUGUCACCACCUUUAAAAGCUCAGUGGCCACUCAUCCCAGACCCAGCUGCUGAAGGUCUUCUGACUGUGGCUCUGGCCACGGAGCUCCUGCAGAAUGGGAAUUUGGACACCUCCUCCAAAAAGAAGCAUAAAAUUCAAACCUCGACAGAAGCUCCAAAUGAGGAAUGCCGUCAAGUGCCAGGAAGGAGAGAAAUGGCCAUGAUUCCCAUACCGAGUGUGCCUACGUUCCAGCCCUCCACGCCCGUCCCUGAGCGCCUGGAAGCUGUGCAGCGCUACAUCAGGGAGCUGCACAGGUACAAUCACACAGGGACACAGUUCUUUGAAAUUAAGAAGAGCAGACCUCUGACAGGGCUGAUGGACCUGGCCAAGGAGAUGACCAAAGAGGCUCUGCCAAUCAAAUGCCUGGAAGCCGUGAUCCUGGGAAUUUACCUCACCAACAGCAUGCCCACCCUGGAGCGCUUCCCCAUCAGCUUCAAGACCUACUUCUCAGGGAACUACUUCCGCCACAUCGUGCUGGGGGUGAACUUCGGCGGCCGCUACGGGGCGCUGGGCAUGAGCCGGCGCGAGGACCUGAUGUACAAGCCGCCGGCCUUCCGCACGCUCAGUGAGCUCGUGCUGGACUACGAGGCUGCCUACGGCCGCUGCUGGCACGUGCUCAAGAAGGUGAAGCUGGGCCAGUGCGUGUCCCACGACCCGCACAGCGUGGAGCAGAUCGAGUGGAAGCACUCCGUGCUGGACGUGGACAGGCUGGGCCGCGAGGACUUCCGCAAGGAGCUGGAGCGCCACGCCCGCGACAUGCGGCUCAAGAUUGGCAAAGGGACUGGCCCUCCCUCCCCCACCAAGGACCGGAAGAAGGACGUUUCCUCCCCACAGAGGGGCCAGUCCAGCCCCCACCGCAGGAACAGCCGCAGCGAAAGGCGGCCAUCGGGUGAGAAGAAGCCUUCUGAGCCCAAAGCCAUGCCGGACCUCAACGGGUACCAGAUUCGGGUGUGAGGCACGUGGCAGUGCCCAGCCUCACCACUUCUGGCUGGGAUCCAUCUGCCAGAACCAGCCUCAUUCGUGGGGAGGGAGAGGCUGGUGACCGGGCAGGGUGAGAGGCAGCAGGAAGAGCCUGUCCCAGCUCAGCCACCCAAGCUGUUGCCCCUCCCGCUGGGCCAAGCCCCUUAACUUUGGGCCAAGAAGCAGUUAGUAUUUUCUUUGGAGUUUUUAACCCAGUAACUGAAGUUUAAGGGAUUUGGGGAAAACAAAACUAAUGGAUCUGCCGGUGGCUGGAAGGCCAGUGCUUAGGACAUCUAAGUGCCACAAGGCUGAGCAAGGAGGGGGUUGCUGGCUCUGCUGGUGUCCCUCUGGGAUUUGAGUCCAUCCUACCUGUGGGAAAUUUCCCAGCCCCCUAAGCCUGUGGCAGGAUGGGGGUGGGGAAGGGGGAGGGAUGGAGGUGUUCCUCCAGUUCUGUCUGCCCUGGCAGAAUCUUGAGCCAGGGAACGGGAAGCAGGGUAGAAAUCAUCCUGGGAAAGGUCUGUGUGGCCAAUAUCAGGAGCUUGGCACAAGGCCACAUCUGCCCCAAGAGCAGAGUCCAUGGCCCAGGACAGCCCUGUGCACUUGUGGCCCAUGGACAGUGCUGUGUGGGCUGCAGGAGAGCCCAGGAGAGACCACUGGGGGAGGAAAUCCCAGGCCCAGCUCCUACCUAGUCUCCUUACUUAGCCCAGCUCUGCCUGUUGCUGAAGCCCAGGGGGCUCCCUGCAGAGGGGCUGAGCCUUGCCAAAGGCCCAGAGUUGCCCUGGGCUCAGCAUGACUGUAGGGACUGAGCAGACCCAGUGGGUCCAGGAAGCAUGGCUGGGGACAGAGUAAGACACUUGGGCCAGGGGCUAUCCCCUGGCAGUCCUGUCCCCAAGGGUGGGGGUGAGAGGCACUGCUACUCCCCCCUUUCUAUUACCUCAGUCCUUGCUGUGAAAACAAAGACCAGAUCAGGAUGCUUGUGCCUCGUGCCUGUCUCCCCUCAUUUAGCAACCUGUCUAGGUUUGGGGGUACCAGUGAUGAUCAGAUUUGUUGCAUGUGGCUUGUCAGGGAAGAAUCUGGAUAGCUGGAGACUACACAGUCUGCCUGGCAAGUGUGAGACACCUGGCAGGCAAGUGAGAGGUGGAAGGAAGUUGGCAGGGUUGGGGGAAGGUUCUGGAGGCUCAAACAACAAGGACGUGGUAGGGCAAGGGUGCGGCUGACACCACAGAGGAGUAAAGACUGAGAAAUGAGGAGCGUAAGUGAGAAAAGGAUGUGGGAGAGAGUUUAGAAUCGGGCUGCUUGGGGAAUAGUGAGUUCUCUGUUGCUGGAAGUAUCCAAGCAAAGUCUGGAUGGCUACUUGUCAGAAAGCUGUAGAGAGGGUUCAGGUUAUGGAAGGGGUAGCAGGAUGAGAGGACCAUCAAGGUUUCAUUGCACUGAAAUGGCUGGGGUUCAGCCAGGGGCUAGGCCCUGGAAAAGGGAGGACCAGAACCUCAGAUGCCCACGGGGCCAGACGGGGGAUUAAAAGGGCAGCAGGGCUGGGUGGGCACUGUGGCAAAUGAGAGAGGGCAUAUCCCUUUCAAGCAGCAACUAUUGCUCAGCUAUUCUCAGAAUGUGGGCCCUGCAUUACCAGAUUGUCUGUUUUUCCAGAAGCCAGAACUCUGAAUUUUUUAUGUGAAAUACCCUGAUUUUUAAAUGUUGGCAAUCAGUUCAGAAAAUGUAAAAACCCAACAUGAAAGAGAAUGCCAGUUUGUAAUCUCUGAGGUAGAGUUUGCGCUGGGGAGAAGUCCAGUGAGAUGCUUUCAGAACAGUUUGAGGCUUCCCAGAGCAAGCUGGGCCAGGGCAGCGUCCUCACCGCUGAAGCUUCUCCCGGGGAGGGCAACUGGCCCAGGUUUGUCCUCUUCACGCUCCUUGCCGACCAGAGACCCACCAGGGUCACCAGUGGGGGUGGAGUAGAGAUGGCACAGUUCCCAGCCUGCCAGGGAGAUGGAUGGGGCCUGAGAAGCAGAGAAAGAGGGAGGGAGGGAGACAGGAUGCCUUUGCUGAUGCGAGUGCUGUCGGGGAAGCCCCAGGGGCUGGCAGCUCUCCAUACCAGCAGCUUCUGGCCCAGAGCCAGGCCCAGCAGGAGGGCCAGCUGGGCAGUCCCUUAGGUUAUUCAGGGGUCACUGGGCCCUGGGGAGGGACCUAACCUGCCCCUGGACUGUAGUCCCCAGCCAGACCAAUUCAAGGGCCGUCAUGACCCCUGACUCACCAUCCCAUCCCAUCCCUGUUUUUAGGGAGUGGGGUGGUGGUCCCCAUGUUUCCACAUCUACCAGAGGCAGGGAUGGCUCACUCUGGGAGGCGUGCAGCUGAAAAUGAAUGAGGCCUUUUCUAGGUCUAUGUGUGGGUGCCUCCUGCAAGCCACUUAGCAACAGGGGAGGGACUCAGGACCUGUGGACCUGUGGACCCUAGGGCUCGAGAGAAGAGAGGGGAGAGGGGAUUAGGGUCAGGGAGAAGGGGGGGGGGGGGAGUUGCUCAAUCCACAGGCUCCUUUCCCAGAGCCCUCUGGGGAGACAGAGUGAAAUGAGGCCCACCCCUGUUGCUGCCCGCAAGAGGGAGCUGAUCACCCUGAGCUGAUAACCCCCAGGAGCCCCCUUCCUUGCUGAGACCUUGGGCCUGUGGAGGCCACCACAGGAUACAGCGGUGCUUUUUAAUUUAUUUUUAACAUUUUCUCAUAUGUAGCAACCCCUCCUCCCCUCCUGAGCAUGUUUACACAGGCUCUGCUCCCUGGGGCUGGCCUGACUGCAGUUUCUGGGGAGGCAGAGGCAGGGACUUUGGGGCCUUAGUCACCAUCCUUGGUUUCACCUCAUCUACUUCCUGUGAGGAACAGGGGUCUGGCUCCUGACUCAGGACUGCCUUCCAUCACCCAGUGGGGGCUCCUCUGCCCCUAGGGGUGGGAGCUGCUCACUGAGGAGGGCCCAAGGUGAGGUCAGAGAAAGCUGCUUAAUGAAGGUGGGUCAGGGUGGCGAUGACCACUCCCCAAAGCCCGGCUCCUUGUGCUCAGUGCCAGCUCAGAACACUGGGAAACAGUGUUUAGAGCACCUUCCUGCCCACCUUAACUGCCAGUCCUCUCCCUCCCAUGGCCUCAACACAGUCAUGUUCCCCUCAUGCCAGACCCCAUCCUUCCUGGGUGUGGCCAAGUGGGGAGGGUAGCAGCCCCCCAGCCCAGGUACCAUGAAGCCUAGGGCCAGGGUUCCAAGGAGUAGAAGGGGCCCAGAGGUUGGCUGUGUCUGAUUUCUGACCCUGUCUGCCAGCACACGCCCCAUUCCUUCCAUCUUGGACUUGACCUCCUGGCUCCGAGCUAGGGUCCAGUUCUGGUCAGCAGCGUGCCCAGAGGCCCAUGUAUCUGUGUGCACCCUGGGUCCCCUGCCUGAGUAGCUUUUUGGCUUUGAUGUAACAUCCCCAGGCCCACCCUCUGGCCUCGAAGUACGGGAAGGCGCAAAGCUGGGCUGGCACACUGACUGCAUUCUUUGUGCCAGAGCACCCUGUGCUGCAAUCUCUACUUGUUCCUGCUGAGAAACCAGCUGAAGGGUGGGAAGGCCUCUGGAGUGUGGGGCUGGAGGGGUCCUGCCCCAGGCCGCACAGGGCUGCUGUGGUGCUAGCUGCACGCUCAACAGUGUUGACCUCCGUGCCACAUCCUGGUGUUCCUGGGUCCCAAGUUCCCCUUUCUCUGGUGUGCUUGGCCUCAGGGGCCUGGUGAUGGGAGAUUCCCCUCCCUUAAGCUUUGUGUUGGGCUGCCUGUGGGACCAGACUUUGUCCUUCCUGCUCUUCCCGUGUCAGUAUUGUUCUCUCCCCUCUCACUUUUACACCCCUCUCAUUGCUGUGCUCAAUUUUUUCCUGAAAUGAAUAAAGGCUCCCAGCUCCGGUUGCACGGGCUGGGCAGAAACCACA
Acinonyx jubatus (cheetah) is the source of this 5499-nucleotide messenger RNA. RefSeq names its product vasohibin 1 (gene VASH1). Lineage: Eukaryota; Metazoa; Chordata; Mammalia; Carnivora; Felidae. Gene Ontology annotation, cellular component: cytoplasm. The transcript has 10 exons. The record is from RefSeq and is a predicted model, not a curated record. Gene Ontology annotation, biological process: regulation of angiogenesis. Bases 1 to 1569 code for a protein of 522 amino acids.